Molecule: messenger RNA, 959 nt
Organism: Lasiosphaeria miniovina
Lineage: Eukaryota; Fungi; Ascomycota; Sordariomycetes; Sordariales; Lasiosphaeriaceae
Exons: 1
Coding region: 119-775 (218 amino acids)
Source: RefSeq, a predicted model, not a curated record
CCAAGAUGGGAAAUGAAAGGGACAAGGAGGAGGCUGAGAUGGCGGGGAAGAAAGGAAUAAGAAGCGAUGAAGGGGUCACCCUGCUCUGAACGGGGUUUGGUUUGUUUGCUGUUGAUUAAUGUACUUGGUGGUAAAAUUAUUGGGCAAGAUGAAAACAACAGCACUGUCAAAGCUCGCCGUGAUAGCCGCGGCUGCCGUUGGCGCUGCCUUGGGCGGCUCCGAGCACGGCCGCGAUGCCGAACCCCCAACACACGCCCUGAUGAUCCGGGGCGCCAGCAACCCGCUCGACGGCCUCGCGCCGGCCGUCGGCGACGCGUUUGCGGACAAGAACAACGGCACGGGGGGCUCUUUGCUAAUCUUCGGGCGGCAGACCCUGACGUGCCCGGCUUCGGCGCCGGCGCGGUGCGGGGCGGGGUGCUGCGGGGCGGCGGACAAGUGCUGCACGACGUCGUGCUGUCCCAUCGGCAACGCCGGCACGUGCUGCCCGCUGUCCAUGGGCGGGUGCUGCCUCACCACGGAGAACUGCGUGCCGCUGCGCGACAAGUGCUGCCCCAAGGACGCCCAGACGUGCGGCGGCUCCUACUGCUGGGCCGCCGGGGCCACGUGCUGCGACGGCGGCUCCUCGGCUUGCGCUGCUGGCUCGACGUGCUGCGGCGCCGGGUGCUGCGCUGCCGGUAAGCAGUGCUGUGGCGCCGGCCAGGGUUGUUGUGAUAGUGGCGAGACGUGCUGCCCCGGCGCGUGUAAGUCUCUCUCUCUCUCUCUCUCGCCUCUCUGAUACUGGCUGAACAUGAUAUUUAGGCUGCCCGUCUGGCUAUGAGUGCUCCACCCGCUACGGCUACUGCAGGCGCAAAACGGCGCCGAGUCCAACGCAACCGACGCAGACGACGCCCACGGCCAGCAGCAAAUCGUCAGCGCAGCCGACGGCGCCCAAGCUGACGACGCCGAAGCUGCCCUCGUCU